CUCUUAGUAACCGGUCAGAUGCUCCAUUAAACAGUGUUUUAUCCGUAUAGUCAUGCAGAAGACUAUAUAUGGAAUGGUACUGUGGACACAUUGCAUAUGAAUAAUAGAGAUGAAGAUAGCAAGUUAUAAUGGAAUAUCUUGCUCCCUGCACAUGUCAUCUGUCCCCGUCUUCAUCAUUCAGCAUCAGCUCAAUUUCCAGCUCCUCUUAAUACAGGUCCUUAUCAUUUUCCCACCUCUGUUCCUUUGCUUUAAUCUCGGGGCAAGGACGCGAUAUCACGGAUGUGUUUACAUUGAUCAGCUGAUCGGCGUGUUGGCAACUUCAGGUCCGCGGAGGCUGCACGAGGACACAUAAACGCACCAACUCUGUCCAUCACCAUAACCUGUCCGGCCAGUGCAAGGACACAGCUCUCUUGAAAUGCAAUAAUCAUAGAAGAUUAGCAUGAAAUAAUCGCACAAAGAAUGAGUGGAAGCAGAUCAAUAAAUUUGAACAUAAACCCCAAGGUUGCAGUGGUGACAGCCUUGGGGACGGGCAUAGUGAUUGGUGCAGGUGUGGCUUACCUCUACACUCGUUUCCAUGAGCACGCUCACCUUGUGCAGCAAAUCACAAACCUGCAUGUCUCUAUCUUGGAGGUGCUGAAGAAGGACUUGACAUCCUCACACUCUGGAUCUGAGAGGCCAUGUUCCUGUGGACGGUGUUCGUCCCUUUCCACCCGGUCACCACGCUUCAGGAAAACAGUCAGUUUCAGCAGCACUGCCACCACUGCAAGCUACAGGACAGCACUAGAGGGAGAUUCCGACAACAGCCGAGCCAAUGACACUGACUAUUUCUCUCCCGAUGAAGAUGAUGAUGAGUUCUUUGAUUUGUCAUCAGCAGAUGAAAGUGAAGGAGCGAUUGUGUUUGUGAGCCAAGGAGAUGAUAGCCGGCUGAAAGGAGAAGAGGACCAGCCACAGGAGGACCAGCUGAGUCGCUUGCUGGAACAAGUAGACAGCCUGGUUGAAGGGUGUGAGGAGGAUCAGACCCAAGCCUACACUUUGCUCAAGGCUGAGGAACAAUUGUACUGUAGAAAUGCAGAGUUCCUGUGGAGACUUGCCAAAUCAACAAGAAAUAUGUCAUGUAUUGAAGAAAAAAAUGGCAAUCUAGAAAACAAAAAAAAUUAUAUUUUUGAAGCAUACAGCCAUGCAGCACAGGCCCUAGAGUUGGAUGAGGACAGUGCUGAGGUGCACAAGUGGUAUGGAAUUCUGGCUGGAGCAAAGGGAGAGUUUUUGAGCACAAAGGAGCGGAUUCACAAUGGACAGCUGUUUAAGUUACACAUUGACCGUGCUUUAGAAAUCAAACCACGAGAUGCAACGCUGCACCAUCUCUUGGGACGGUUCUGUUAUGAGGUGGCACAGCUGUCCUGGCUGGAGCGCAGAGUGGCAGCUGCACUGUUUGCAGAGGUUCCAUCCGCCACCUUUGAAGAGACGCUGGAACAUUUCAUGGCAGCAGAGAAGUUGAGACCAUCAGGAUGGAAGGAGAAUAGGCUCUUCAUUGCCAAGUGCUACAUUCUCAUGAACGAAUUCUCCCUGGCGUCAGCCUGGCUGGAGCAGGCAGCCUCAGCACCUAGUGUGACGCCAGAUGUAGGUCCCGGCAGGAUGAGAUUGUUCAUAAAGAAAUAGAAGAACUGCAGAGCAAGUAUUCCUAGGAGGCUGGAAGGGGCCACACAGUGAGUAGCUAUUCAAGACUGAGGUGAUAUUCAUGGUUGUUCUUUUAUAUAUAUCCAUGCUCAUUGAACAUGAGUAGGUAAGUUUGGAUUGUAGAUGUGCAGGUUUUACCAGUUUUAUUAGUGUCUGGAGACAAAAGUUAAGGUAUAUCUAUCUGUGAUGGUGGUUACCAGUCUUAGGUGGAAGUUUUUAGGAGUGUUAUUACAUGUAGUACAAUAUAUCAUCUUAAGUGUAAUGAUAGACAACUUUUGACCAGUUAAAAUGUAUUUCUUUAUAUGCUUUUUGUGUAUAUUGAAGUCUCAGAUUAAAGCAUGAAUAAGUGCUGAUAUCUCCAACGAUGUAGAGCAAGAUGCCUUCUGGAGUGUAAAGCAUCUCUCUCCAGAUAUACAAGACCAAAAAUUAAGGUUUAUCAUGUGUUUUACCAGGCACUCUGCUGACCAAUGAUGUGCAUAUUAACCCUGGUGGUGAUAUGCAUGUGUAUUAGGUAUUAUUUAUUGUUAUGUAUGUUGUUAUCGUUGUUAUUAUUUAUUAUCUUGGUGAAUAUGAGGUCAUGAUUUAACAAGGCUUUUGCCGAUGUCAAAAUGCUUCAACUAAAGCAAUGUCCAAGCCCAUGGUAAUAAAUAUAAAGUUUAGUA
This is a messenger RNA of Portunus trituberculatus (swimming crab), 2336 nucleotides long. Its product is annotated as regulator of microtubule dynamics protein 1-like. The coding region runs from base 460 to 1656 and encodes 398 amino acids. Lineage: Eukaryota; Metazoa; Arthropoda; Malacostraca; Decapoda; Portunidae. Gene Ontology annotation, molecular function: microtubule binding. The record is from RefSeq and is a predicted model, not a curated record. Gene Ontology annotation, cellular component: mitotic spindle pole; spindle microtubule; cytoplasm. The transcript has 9 exons.